Umbelopsis ramanniana AG is the source of this 1243-nucleotide messenger RNA. RefSeq lists its product as uncharacterized. Bases 83 to 910 code for a protein of 275 amino acids. Gene Ontology annotation, cellular component: endosome. Gene Ontology annotation, molecular function: GTP binding; GTPase activity. NCBI's taxonomy places the organism in Eukaryota, Fungi, Mucoromycota, Umbelopsidomycetes, Umbelopsidales, Umbelopsidaceae. The transcript has 7 exons. The record is from RefSeq and is a predicted model, not a curated record.
CCGCCCCCCGUCAUAUUGGUAUAAAUAGCGUUGCACUUCCGCUUGAACUUAUUUUGUUUCUAUCGUUGAAUCUAUUGCAAAGAUGAUGGCAGACGAUGAGUACGACUAUUUGUUCAAGCUCGUCCUGAUUGGAGAUUCAGGAGUAGGAAAGUCCAACCUUCUCUCUCGUUUUACGAGCAAUGAGUUCAAUUUGGAAUCAAAAAGUACCAUUGGUGUAGAAUUCGCCACGAAGAACAUUGUGAUUGAUGGCCACACCAUCAAAUGUCAGAUUUGGGAUACCAGCGGACAAGAGCGUUAUAGAGCUAUCACCGGAGCAUAUUAUCGUGGAGCUGUUGGAGCACUGUUGGUCUAUGAUAUCACCCGCCCAUCUUCCUUCCAGAACAUUGAUCACUGGCUAAAGGAACUCAAGGAUCACGCAGACGAAAACAUCGUGAUGAUGUUGGUUGGUAACAAAUCAGAUUUGGCGGAAUCUUCAAGAGGUGUACCUACAAACGAUGGUGGAGCGUUCGCAGAGGAUAACAAGAUGUUGUUCUUCGAAACCUCCGCUUUGGAUGCUACCAAUGUUGAUGCUGCGUUCCAAACUGUAUUCAGCAAGAUUUAUGAAAUAGUACCAAAGAAGAUCGCCAAUCAAGCCGAUGGCGUGGGUUCCACCGCACCUGGUCAAAACACUAUCAAGCUGAAGCCACCGACUCGCAUGCACGAUGAACACGGUGAAAAGUCGGACGCGGAAGGCAGUUUUUUCAAUGCGAUCAUUAAGAAAUUUGUCAACCUUGUAUCUAUCUGUUUUGUUUCAUUUCCCAACCUUUCAUUAUUUUAUACCUUUUUUUUUUUUAUCCAUUAUUGGUACUUAACCCCCAUUUACGAAUGUUCCGCACUGGCUUAUCAUCCUUUGCGACUAAACGUUACUUGAAUACAAAUGCAAAACCUACACAACUGCAAGAAUACGUUGAAUCCAUGUCUUCCAAUGGCGCAACAUUCCCAAAAAGCAUAUUAGAAAGUCUGCAAGCUGAAACAAGGCAACGUUUUCGAGAUGCUCAUAAAAUGAUCCCUUUGCAUCAAGCCGAAUUCCUGUACAGUUUCACUCGAUUGAUGCGACCAGAAAAUGUGCUCGAGAUUGGCACAUUCACAGGAAUGUCCACAAUUAGCAUAGCGGCAGGUACUCACGGCAGGAUAAUCACAAUUGAACGCGAUUCAGGGGCGCUUAGUAUAGCGAAAUCGUGGCUUGAAAGAGCGGAUAUGGCCA